Molecule: messenger RNA, 1194 nt
Organism: Wyeomyia smithii (pitcher-plant mosquito)
Lineage: Eukaryota; Metazoa; Arthropoda; Insecta; Diptera; Culicidae
Gene: Sec13
Product: protein SEC13 homolog
Exons: 2
Coding region: 148-1128 (326 amino acids)
Biological process (GO): protein import into nucleus; COPII-coated vesicle budding; positive regulation of TOR signaling
Cellular component (GO): COPII vesicle coat; nuclear pore outer ring
Molecular function (GO): protein binding; structural molecule activity
Source: RefSeq, a predicted model, not a curated record
UUAUUGAUUCGCAUAUUUUUUUAGACUUCAAGCAGAUUUUUCUGGUUUUUCGAGCAGUUGCAGACAUUUUUCAAAAACAUCUGGCAUCUCUGCUUCCUGUUUUACGUUUGUUAGUUUUGUCUAUUUUCGCACGAUUCAAAGGUAAUUAUGGUGUCGGUUUUGAAUACAGUCGAUACGGGGCAUGAAGACAUGAUUCAUGGGGCAGAAGUGGAUUACUAUGGUUUGCGUUUGGCGACGUGUUCAUCAGACAACACAGUAAAGAUAUUUGAUAUCAAAGGUGGAGCUCAAACAUUAGCUGCAGAUUUGAAAGGACAUGGUGGUCCAGUGUGGCAAGUAGCUUGGGCUCACCCACGUUAUGGUAAUGUAAUUGCUUCUUGUUCUUACGAUCGCAAAGUGAUUAUUUGGAAAGAGGCUGGAUUUGGCGAUUGGGGCAAGUGGUUCGAGUAUAGUAAUCACGAUUCAUCUGUAAACUCUGUUGCUUGGGCUCCGGCAGAAUAUGGCUUAAUUUUAGCCUGUGGGAGCUCAGACGGCUCUGUUUCUAUUUUGACGGCCAAUAUAGAGGCAGAUACAUGGGAUUCGAAAAAAAUUUCAAAUGCCCAUAGUAUCGGCUGUAACACCGUUAGCUGGUGUCCUGCUACUGCACCUGAACCGGCUUUUGAUCAAAGAUUGUGUAAAACUAAUGCAGUAGUUAAGCGGCUUGUUACAGGAGGAUGUGAUAACGCUGUUAAAAUUUGGAAAGAGGAAGGAGAACGCUGGGACGAAGAUAAACGCUUGGAACUGCAUUCGGACUGGGUACGGGAUGUAGCAUGGGCUCCAAACGUUGGACUUCCUCGUUACCAAAUCGCAAGUUGCUCCCAAGAUCGACGAGUUAUAAUUUGGAGCAGUGAUGACUUGCAGAACUGGCAGUCAACAAUUUUGAACAAUUUCGAUGAUGUUGUUUGGAAUGUGAGCUGGUCCUUAACGGGAAAUCUCUUGGCAGUUUCAGGUGGAGAUAACAAAAUCAGUUUAUGGAAAGAAAAUAAUGAAGGACAAUGGAAUUGUAUAAGCGAGGACACGACCACGAUAGGACAACCGAACCCAAUUAAUCAAGCUCAGAAUAAUUUUGUCAACGAACAGAGAACUCUGUAAAAAUAUGACCAACAAUCGAUGUCAUAUUUUACAUAUUAUUUUUUAUCAAUAAAUAUAAAUGAGAAA